This is a messenger RNA of Glarea lozoyensis ATCC 20868, 945 nucleotides long. RefSeq lists its product as uncharacterized. Gene Ontology annotation, biological process: regulation of DNA-templated transcription. Gene Ontology annotation, molecular function: DNA-binding transcription factor activity. The transcript has 2 exons. Bases 1 to 945 code for a protein of 314 amino acids. The record is from RefSeq and is a predicted model, not a curated record. Lineage: Eukaryota; Fungi; Ascomycota; Leotiomycetes; Helotiales; Helotiaceae.
AUGGAUUCUCAAGAUUUUUAUCCCACGAGCGAAACAUCCUUCAAUGAUGGCGCGAUAUUCAAUGACUUUGACAGCUUCAUUUUGGAUCCGAGCCUGACGGAACCCUCAAAAGGUGUCUGGGAUUGGGGCGAGUUCAGUGGUGCAAUGGACAAUGCAACUGUUCAAAAUCCCCUCAUGGACACUGUUUCACUGGAUCACAUUUUGUUGGAUAAUGUUGCGAUUGGAAACUCUGAGAAUGAUGGUGCUCCCAUGGGGACGAUGAACCCAUCGAGCUUCCCGCAGAAUCUAACUCAACAACCCACAAACCAAUUUAGCAAUCUUGAUCACACUCACCAAAUACCUCAACUUGUUCAACAUGACAGUACGAGCUCAUCUGAACGGUUUACCUCCAACGAAACAUGCACAUCAGAAAGCGGUUCUACUCCCGCAACCUCACCAGAAACAGAAGGCUACAGUCCAAAGGAUGACACCAGACCCCGAAAGAAACGAAAUUCCGUCUCAGCAAUCGAGGGCGAUGGGACCAAUCCUCCCCCUAAAAAACGAGGGCGACGAGCCAUCAAGCGCAACGCAGCCGAGAAAGAAAAAUACGAAAAGGAGAAAAGAGCAAACAACGCGGUUGCAGCAGCCAAAUCCCGAGUCAAGAAAGCGGAUCAACAGAAUGAUCUUUUGCAAAAGUCUCACGCCUUGGCCGCGAAGAACGCAGACUUGAUCCAGACCUACGAACAGAUGAAGUUGGAUCUGAUGCUUCUCCUCCAAGAAGCAAAGACCCACCACUCCUCUACCUGCGCCGAGGGUCUUCUGGGCUCGUUCAUGGAACAAUGCGAACAUACGAUCCAAAGCGAUCCUUUGAGUAGCAUGCGAGCUGACGAUGCGAUCAGCCAGAUCAUGAACCGCAAUGGUUCCGUCUCUGAAUCUGACGCUUGUUCUCCAUCUACCACACGAUAA